AACACAAAAAUUGACCGAAAUAUUUCUGAUGAAUUUUGCGUAUUGCACUUAAAUCGCAUUAUCACAUUCAGUCGUGUAGGUGUGCGUUAGUUUUUUAAUAUUCCUUUCGAGCACUUUGGAACAAACAAACUUUCGUCUAUAGUCAUAACACUGGCCGUCUCUUUCUGGCCAUUGGCAACACAUACUCUUGCUUUGCGGUGCAGAAGCAGGACAGGAUUUGCCUCUUUCGGACCCAGCCUCCACAUGUGACGCCAGCUGAUAAGAUGGUACCCUGGUGGGUGUGACCGUGCUUAGGCUUGUCGACAUUUUGCUAAACAACCGUACGCCUACACCCCGUCACCCGCGAUAUGGCUGUGUGUGUAGGCUCGCACUGCCGAAGCGGAAACGUGCGGGUAGUUAACGGAAAUGUGAAUCGCUUAUUGUAUCGGAAUGAAACAAUUCUAUUGGACGAGUGUGCUACCAGCAACUUGUUUGGCCAGCUUGAAUUCAAAUGGAAUGCAACAUGUGUGUAUUUGCUGGAGGGGUGUGAGGCCGGGCGCCUUCUGGAGAGGCGGUGAGCGCGGCAACCGCUGCACCGUUUACAAACAGCAUCUCACGGGAAGGAACAACAUUCAGUUCCAGAACAGGAGUUCCUUGUAGACAGUUCAGGACGGAACCAUACCACUAUGUGCUGCUGGAGCGUUUGCAUUUGGCCCUUCUUUAUUUUUAGAUUCCGUUGCCGCGAUAUGCUUUAACAUUACAAGGCAGCUGCAAAACUGCACUGCGCCGCAAAUAGCUUUUAUCUUCCGCCAACUACCCUUACACGAGUGCGAGUGGGAUAACUGGUGUGCUUUAGACAUCGACCAAUCAUAAGGCUAGCCUAUCCCAAGUGGUGGUGAGUGGACCAGCCAUGCUGGUUCUCGCCAAUCGCAGGGGGUUUACUGCCUUGAACGCAGGGGGGUGCUGGCAAGUCGAGUGUCGGCCUAGUCGGUUUCUGGAACGGAUCCGGACAGGCAGGUCGUGACAUUAUUAUUUCGUUUUGCGCUUCAUAGGUAAAUACUGUUCCGCCGCCGUGUCGGGAAGUUUAAGAAAGGUUGUUCGAGUCACUUUCAGCCGUGCGUAUAAAUCUUUAUAACACAUAAAAUUUACCGGCCACGUUGGCAAUCGUUACACCCAGAAAUAACAAGUGUUACAUGCGGUCCCCAUGGCGCGAUCAACAAUAGGUUUUUGAUCCCUGCAGGACGUCAUUCCCAACGUCACCAUCUGCGCAAAUUUACUGUUAACUCUGGGCUCGUUCUGCAAGAGUUCUCGCGGCGUGCGGCUGAACACCGCAGUUUUUUGGAUAAAGCUUUCAUGAGCAAAGUAAAAAUUGUUUGCGAUUAGCAGUGCACGUAAUACGAACUGAGAUCCACGCUUAAACUAUGUUUACAUUGCAACCGACACCGACUGCUAUAGGAACCGUGGUUCCUCCAUGGUCAGCUGGAACAUUAAUAGAGCGUUUGCCGUCUUUAGAAGACAUGGCUCAUAAGGACAAUGUGAUUGCAAUGAGAAAUUUACCAUGUUUGGGUACCGCUGGUGGUAGCGGACUAGGCGGUAUUGCUGGGAAACCUUCCCCUACUAUGGAAGCCGUGGAAGCCAGCACAGCGGCACAGCCCCAUUCGACAUCCUCGUACUUCGCCACAACUUACUACCAUUUAACUGAUGAUGAAUGUCACAGUGGAGUAAAUCAGCUGGGCGGCGUUUUUGUUGGAGGAAGGCCUUUGCCAGAUUCAACACGGCAAAAAAUUGUCGAGCUGGCACAUUCUGGAGCUCGUCCAUGUGAUAUUUCCCGAAUUCUACAAGUUUCAAAUGGAUGUGUGAGCAAAAUUCUCGGGAGGUACUAUGAAACAGGAAGCAUACGUCCCCGUGCUAUCGGAGGAUCCAAGCCACGUGUGGCCACAGCCGAAGUUGUUAGCAAAAUUUCGCAGUACAAGCGCGAGUGUCCUAGCAUAUUCGCUUGGGAAAUUCGGGAUAGAUUACUUCAGGAGAACGUUUGUACUAACGAUAAUAUUCCAAGUGUGUCUUCAAUAAACCGUGUAUUGAGAAACUUGGCAGCGCAAAAGGAGCAGCAGAGCACGGGUAGCUGUAGCACAGGCGCCGGCAACUCGAUUAGCGUAAAAGUGGGCGUCAGCAGCGGUGGAAACGUGAGCAACGGUGCAAGCGGAUCGAGAGGCACGUUAAGCUCUUCCACCGAUCUUAUGCAGACAGCCACACCACUUAACUCUUCGGAAAGCGGUGGAGCAAGCAACUCCGGGGAGGGGAGUGAUCAGGAUGCAAUAUAUGAAAAGCUCCGGCUCCUAAAUACCCAGCACGCUGCGGGACCAGGACCAUUAGAGCCCGCCCUAGCAGUGCCCUUGGGUCAAGCACCCAACCACCUAGUAAACCACUCCAGCCACCCCCUUACCCAGCUGGUGCACGGUAACCAUCAGGCACUCCAGCAGCAGCAACAACAGAGCUGGCCGCCCCGUCACUAUACCGGAUCUUGGUAUCCCACCUCUCUGAGCGAAAUACCAAUCUCAUCGGCACCCAAUAUCGCAUCUGUUGCGUCGUAUGCAUCAGGACCUUCGCUCACUCAAUCACUGAGUCCACAGAACGACAUCGAAAGCCUGGCCAGUAUCGAUCACCAGAGGAACUGCUCCGUUGCCACGGAGGACUUACAUUUAAAAAAAGAACUUGAUGGCCAUCAGUCAGAUGAAACGGGCUCCGGUGAAGGUGAAAACUCCAAUGGUGGCGCUUCAAAUAUAGGAAAUAAUGAGGAUGAUCAAGCUCGCCUCAUACUUAAAAGAAAGUUGCAACGCAAUCGAACAUCUUUUACGAACGACCAGAUAGAUAGUCUUGAAAAAGAGUUUGAGCGAACACACUAUCCAGAUGUUUUUGCGCGCGAACGUUUGGCUGGUAAGAUUGGUUUGCCAGAGGCAAGAAUUCAGGUUUGGUUCUCUAACCGUCGGGCAAAAUGGCGCCGUGAGGAGAAGCUCCGAAACCAGCGAAGGACGCCAAAUUCCACAGGAGCUAGUGGAACUUCGUCCUCAACAUCGGCAUCUGCAUCUUUGACUGACAGCCCUAACAGCCUAAGUGCUGGUUCCUCUUUGCUGCCGGGAUCAGCUGUGGGUCCUUUAGUCAGUACCAUUAAUGGUUUAUCGUCUCCAAACAACACCUUGUCUACUAAUAGUAAUGCUCCCACGCUUGGUGCUCGGAUUGAUGGCUCUGGAAGUCCUACAUUAGUCCCGCACAUUCGAACCGGCUGCACCUCUGACACUGCCAGUGGUCGUCACAGUGAAGAUUGCAGAAGAGUUUGUUCUCCAUGCCCGCUUGGCAUUGGCGGCCAUCAAAGUACCCAUCAUAUACAGAGCACUGGCCACAUUCAAGCACAUGCACUUGUUCCUGCUAUUUCGCCACGACUUAAUUUUAAUAGUGGUAGCUUCGGGGCGAUGUACUCCAACAUUCAUCAUACGGCGUUAUCUAUGAGCGAUUCCUAUGGUGCGGUUACGCCAAUUCCAAGCUUCAGCCAUUCAUCCGUCGGUCCGCUGGCUCCGCCAUCGCCAAUACCGCAACAGGGCAAUCUAACGCCUCCCUCGUUAUAUCCGUGCCACAUGGCACUACGACCGCCUCCUAUGGCUCCCACUCACCAACACAUCGUCACGGGUGACGGAAGCAGCCCUGCUGGCGGCGGCCUAGCCAGUGCCCAAUCUGGGAAUUCGGGAGCAAACUGCAGCGGAUCGGGAUACGAAGUGCUAUCCGCCUACGCAUUGCCGCCGCCCCCUAUGACCCCGAGCUCUGCUGCUGUUUCAAACUUCUCAGCCGCCUCCAGUACCAGCGCCAAUGUUACCCCCCAUCACACUGCAUCCCAGGAACCAUGCCCCUCCCCUUGUUCCAGCGCGAGCCACUUGGGAGUUGCCCACAGUUCUGGGUUCGCAUCCGACCCGAUUUCACCUGCUGUAAAUUCGUAUGCACAUAUGAGCUACAAUUACGCGUCGUCCGGCAACAACAUGGCGCCCUCCUCCACCGGGGGUUCAGCAGCGCACGUGGCCCCAGGAAAACAACAGUUCUUUGCCUCCUGUUUUUACUCACCGUGGGUCUAAAAACAGUCUGGAGAUUCAGUGAGAAGCACUGUAAAGGGAACUAUUUAUAUAGUUCAGCUCUUUCUUAAAGAGAUGACCGAAAUCGAAUUUACAUAUCUCUUGAAAAAUAAUGGAGGUUGUAGAAAAAUGCAUAUGUAUAAAUUAUAUAGUUCCGCCCAUUAAAUCCGA
This is a messenger RNA of Drosophila santomea, 4265 nucleotides long. Its product is annotated as paired box protein Pax-6. The transcript is spliced from 10 exons. Gene Ontology annotation, molecular function: DNA-binding transcription factor activity, RNA polymerase II-specific; RNA polymerase II cis-regulatory region sequence-specific DNA binding. NCBI's taxonomy places the organism in Eukaryota, Metazoa, Arthropoda, Insecta, Diptera, Drosophilidae. The coding region runs from base 1401 to 4097 and encodes 898 amino acids. The record is from RefSeq and is a predicted model, not a curated record. Gene Ontology annotation, biological process: regulation of transcription by RNA polymerase II; anatomical structure development.